This is a messenger RNA of Eremothecium cymbalariae DBVPG#7215, 390 nucleotides long. It is a transcript of the gene CDC26, whose product is annotated as anaphase promoting complex subunit CDC26. Gene Ontology annotation, biological process: anaphase-promoting complex-dependent catabolic process. The transcript has a single exon. Bases 1 to 390 code for a protein of 129 amino acids. The record is from RefSeq and is a predicted model, not a curated record. Gene Ontology annotation, cellular component: anaphase-promoting complex. NCBI's taxonomy places the organism in Eukaryota, Fungi, Ascomycota, Saccharomycetes, Saccharomycetales, Saccharomycetaceae.
AUGUUAAGAAGAGAGCCUACGACUAUUCAACUCACAUCCGAUGACUUGGCAGAACUCCAGGAUAACUUGGAGGAAUUCAAGUUGCAACAGCAGGUUAAGUCACAGCAUAUGGACCUGAUACGAUCAUCCACUAGAGUAGGCCAUGUUGUGCAAUCAGUUACACAUUUUGAUGAGCCCAGACCGCUGUCAUGUUCUUUUCAAAUAUCUCCUCUAAACAAACAGCAGCAGCAGCAGCAGCAGCAGCAGCAGAUUGUUCAGCAUCGACGGGCGGCUGGAAUUGCGGCCACUGGCACCAUAAACGAGCAUCUUUCGCCCAAUCAGGGUAUCACUACCAACACGCCUGUUUUAGACGAACGAGACACAUCUAAUCCUUUCAUUCAACGUAGUUGA